Molecule: messenger RNA, 1156 nt
Organism: Mytilinidion resinicola
Lineage: Eukaryota; Fungi; Ascomycota; Dothideomycetes; Mytilinidiales; Mytilinidiaceae
Exons: 6
Coding region: 1-903 (300 amino acids)
Source: RefSeq, a predicted model, not a curated record
AUGUACGCAUCCUACGACGAUGGCUUCACAGUCUUCCUCGGCGAAGACCUCGCCGGCUCUGUCAAGAACGUUUUCAACAACCAGUGCUCCAACCCCGCAGAUGCCGCCACCAUCUCCAUCCACAUUCCCGUGGCGCAGACGAGCGCAGUCGCUGAUAUGAGCGUCAACUUCGACGGCGUGUUUGAGUACGCGUCUAUCACAGGCGUACCCGGCGGCGAAGCCAUAUUAGCCGCAGCUCAACCUGGGGAUGCCCUCGCCGCGACCAUCUUCGUAGCUGUUGCAUUCCCCGUGGCCGAAAACGCGGAUCUGGUACGAGCGCUCACCCAAGUGCGGAACUACGGCCGGACGUGUUUCUUCGCCGCGGCUGGGCUCGCUGGAGAUGGCUUGACAGCAGCCGUCGACACCAUCGUGGAUUGGGCGACUUGGUUGGCGUGGCUGGACUUCGAGGCUGGCAUUAACAUUGCCGCUGACAUCGCAGAAAAUCAGAACCCAGGCAAAGAGGAAGGGAAUAAUGGCCCCGCAGAGGACGUGAAGCCGUAUUCAUCCCUUUGGGACAAUACAAAGAACCUCUUCGCCCUGGCCACCUUCGAGCUGCCCGCCCAAAACGGCCACGCGGGGCUGGUAUACUACAGCCAAGACGGGGGCUGGGUGCAAGGGUCCAAAGUCACAGACUGGGCGCCGGGCUACUACAGCAGCAGUAAGACGCCCGACGAGUUCCACAUCGAGCCCGACGAGUUCUCGGCGACCGCAUCAAAGGCGACUGGGACGAUCCGGAUGAGCCGAACCAGACGUGUAUGGAUGCGUUCACGCUGCUGGUGGAUGCGGGAUGCGUGCGCGGGGGGGUUCGUUCCCGGAUGGGACGCGCUUUGGGGGGUCGUACACGGACUUGGAUACCGGGAUUGAGUACACUUUUAAUGGGCUGCAUCCGUUGAGUGAGUUGACGGUGGCGCCGAAACCGGCGGAUUUAAUUGUAAUUGUGGGGGGUCGGGUUGCUCGAUUGAUAGCAUGGCGUGCUGCGCAGAUGGGAGCUGCGUGUGCCACUACAGGGAGGCUGGGUGUGCAGACGAGGAUCCUACGUGUUGCGCGAGUGGAACGUGUGCGCCGUUGCCGAGUCGUAAGAAGUCGAGGAGGAGUAUGUUUUAGAUUUCAUGAUAGC